AUGCCGGUCCCUUUCGAAGCUUUGAUCCCCAUGGGCCUGGUGGGCGUCAUGUUCUUCACGACGGGCACAGCAUACAAGGGACUCAAGAUGAUUAGGAAUGAUGGCAAGCCGCAACGCUCCAACAUCGACAACUUUGACGUCAUGAUGAUGAACCGCGACGAGCGAUUGACUGGAUCACAGAGAGGGCAGUCGAUGGAAGCUAUAGCGCCAAAGGAGUUCGCAACGAACAGCGCAUGGUCGACGGAGAAGGUUGGAUGA
Jaminaea rosea is the source of this 258-nucleotide messenger RNA. RefSeq lists its product as hypothetical. The record is from RefSeq and is a predicted model, not a curated record. Lineage: Eukaryota; Fungi; Basidiomycota; Exobasidiomycetes; Microstromatales. The transcript has 4 exons. Bases 1 to 258 code for a protein of 85 amino acids.